UACAUCCAGUAAAAACAUAAACUCAGGUCCUUCACAACUUCCUUCACAACGGCUCUGCUCCGUGAAGCUGAAGUGGACAGUCACCAUGUGGAUCUCUGUGUGUCUGAUCAGCUCUUUACUUCAUAUCACUGCAGGCUGCACUAUAUUAGUCACUAACUAUGGUAAGAUCACUGUCUACUCAGGCCAGUCUGUUCUCCUGCCCUGCUCCUGUAGUAAUACCCAGGCUAAACCUCCCAGCUUCACAUGGACUAAACUCAGAGGUCAACAGACACCUGAGAUAAUACCAACCCAGAGUGAUCUGUACAGAGGCAGAGUGGAGAUGUUUAAUAGCACCUCUCCUGGGAACCUCUCUGUCCUCCUCUCACACGUCACCGAGGACGAUCAGGGGUGGUACAGGUGCCAAAUCAGCCAUGAAAAAUACAGCGACGUCGAACUCACUGUUGAAGGCUGCACUCUGUCAGAACCUCGAUCAAGGGUGGUCAAUGCAUCCCCAGGCCAGUUUGUUCUCCUGCCCUGCUCCUGUAGUAAUACCCAGGCUAAACCUCCCAGCUUCACAUGGACUAAACUCAGAGGUCAACAGACACCUGAGAUAAUAUCUCCCCAGAGUGAUCUCUACAAAGGCAGAGUGGAGCUGUUUAAUAGCACCUCUCCUGGGAACCUCUCUGUCCUCCUCUCACACGUCAUCGAGGACGAUCAGGGGUGGUACAGGUGCCAAAUCAGUGAGACUCAAAUGACAGACGUCAAAAUUGAUAUUCAAAGGAAAUACCAUCCUCUCACAACCACUACCACCAAACAUCCACCAUUAACUCAACCAAAUGGACGAGACAUUACAACAUUCCUAAUACCAACAACGUCACCUAAAGGGGCAGACACAGUGGGGACUUCAGAAGAAGAUCCAUCUGCUUCCCCUCAACAAUACAAUACAAUCCAAUACACCUUACUGGCUGUUCUACCAGUCAUACUGAUCAUCACUGGAGUGGCUUGGUACAUAUACAAGAGAAACAAAGGAAAGAAAAACACAGGAGAGAAAAGUAGUGGGAGCAAAACAGAAGGAGAGAAAAAGGAUGAUCCCUCUGUAAUGUAUGAUACGGUUCAAGAACCCAGAAACAACAACCAAGAGGAGACAACAACACCCCUCAGUGCUCCAGAGGAUCCCUCAGUGACAUACUCCACCAUCGUCUACAUGAAAGGAAAAAGGAACGCAGCAGUGAGUCUGGAGAGCGGUGGAAAAACAGAGUAUGCCACUAUCAAGACAGGCACGUUCUCCUAGAGCCACUGUACUGUAUGGCCUACUGUCAUCUCACAGCCUUUUCCUGCAGAGUGAUCUCAUAUUGGGCCCAGUAUCAAGAGGUUUGGUAUGGCACACAUGACUACAAAUAUAUUUCACUCUCUACUAAGACAUGUUAAGUGGUUAUCACAGGAAAUCAGAUGUUAACCUACAACCAAAAUAAUAAAGUCCCAGAGAUAUAGGCAAGAUGA
Oncorhynchus nerka (sockeye salmon) is the source of this 1479-nucleotide messenger RNA. Its product is annotated as cell adhesion molecule DSCAM-like. Lineage: Eukaryota; Metazoa; Chordata; Actinopteri; Salmoniformes; Salmonidae. Gene Ontology annotation, cellular component: membrane. The coding region runs from base 86 to 1270 and encodes 394 amino acids. The transcript is spliced from 9 exons. The record is from RefSeq and is a predicted model, not a curated record.